AUGGCAGAUCAGAUCUACUCAAUGUGUUGGCCUGCGCCAAGUCAAUCCUCGCAGUACCAAAGUGAUUCUGAACAACAUACUCUUCAACAUCCAAGACUUCCUGUUACAUCGGGUAAUGUUGAUCAUUUUCUUUUAUUUCACUGGCAUUUUCUUAACUCAUUAAGUCGCAGGCUGUAGUAAAGUUUCCUCCCCCCGAAGUUGCAAGCAAUAUGGGGAAUUCUUCAUUAAAUUCAAAGGCAAUCACUGAAAUGGCAAUAACUCAGAGACAAUUUGAUAAAAUGUUCUGAUUUUUUGCAUCAAAAAGAAUGAUUAUGAUUGAUCAAUUUUAAUUUUAGUUUAAAUAUAUCGUUAGAUUUUUUUGUGAGAUGAGAAUUCUUGGUUUGUGUGAAUUUAAGGCCCUGACAUUUUGUUUCUUCAUGACACCCAAUAUCUGAAGUGCAAUUAUAAUUCCAUAACUCUACAUAAAUGGGCACAUAUUUUUUUAUUCCUGGAUUGGUACACAUUUAUUAUGUGAAGGAACACAGUGAACCAGGGAAAAUUCACCCCAUACACUCAAUUAUGCUUAAAUUAAACCUGGAAGGUCAGGGGCAUAGCCAGCCCCAAAUAAAGGGGGGGGGGGAGGUAGGGAGUCCAGCCAUCCAUCCCACCUAGAUUUCAUUUAGUCCCGCAACUAACUUCCUUGGCCUUUUCAGGAAGUAUGCUGGAAUCAAAUAGUCUUGAGGUUGUUCCCAUGGCGACAGACUCUCAUGCAGCCACAUCACAAGAUGGCAACUUCAAGCGACCUGGCUACUGUGUGAAUGGCAAACCUAUAUCCCUCAGUCACUUGGAACAGCAUGGCCUUGAGAUCGAGGUACCAUCAGGCAUGGUCAUGGCUGGUGCCAAGUCACCAUUACUUGGUAAAACUAUCCUGGUCACAGCUGUCAACAAGAGAUUCCUGCCAUGUGACAGCAGCACUCCUACAGUUCUGGGAUUUUCAGGUUGCUGUGUUGGGUGUGGAGAUGCUCACUUCCGCUACUUCACAGAGUUUGCAACCCACAUCAAUCUUGUGCUUGCAACACAACCCAAGAAACAAAAGCAUCUCAAGUUUUAUAUCGUCAGAGAUAAUUUGGGUCGCCUGUGUCGAGGACCUCGUAUCCUUUGGAGAGGAAUAUGUACGUAUGUUUCGUGUUUGAAUCAAUUGAGUUGUAAUGUGCCCAAAUUUUGCCCUACUCUGGGAUAUUUUACUCUCUCUAAUACACACGUCAAAACGCACACAAGUUGUAACAAACCUGCAGCAGACUUGUAGCAAUGCUGUUCCAACAACUUGUCAACAGGGUGUGUUCGCACUGCUUGUUCCCAGCUUGUUGACAACUUGCUACAAGGUUGUUGAGCUCAACAGACUUGUUCCAACAACUUGUUAUCAUCCUGCAAUUCAACAAUUUGUCAGCAAGUUGUGAGUGACAACCUUGUAGCAACUUGAUAAAAUAACAGCAUUGUUACAACUUGUUGACAAGUUUGCUACAAGCCCGGUGCAAACACAUCUUGUUGACAAGUUGUGAGAUUUUUUAUUUGUACCAAAUUAUUUUACCCAUUAAGUUGCAUUUCACCCUAAUGCUCCAAUUUGUCAAAAACAGGCAAAUAUGGAAACGAGGCGAACCUGGCAAUAAACGGUAAAGUGUAUUCACAUCAUUUCUCCAGACCGAGACACACCCACUGAGCGAAUAGAUCGGUGGACACACCGGACGCGAUUCGAUAACGCGGCACGAUUUUUCGAUUUUCACUGUGAUCCAGGUUUUUCCAGUAUUUAGAAGCGUUAUAACAUUUUGAGUUAUUUGGUCUACAUAUCUUUUAAAAUUUCCUUUCACUGACUGUUUUAUUAACUUUCAAAAAGUGAAAAAUCACGCCGCGUUGUCGAAUCGUGUCCGGUGUGUCUCGACCUUACCUCUGAUGAGUAAAAUUCGUUUAUACUUUGAUUGAUUCCGCAAUUUUAUUUCACGCUGUAGCAGAUACUCCUCGGAAAAGAACAUUUCCUUUUCCACCGGGCUUCCAAUCAGCGAUCGAGAAUAACGCGUCAUCACACAAGAGCCCUGCCUCUACGUCAUACCUUCCCAUGAUUGGUGGAAGUCAUCAUCCAAUCAGAGAAGGAAGAUCUUCGACUAGUUCACAGUCCUCUUGCGAGAGUGGCUCGUCGUUUGAUCCCUCCGUCACUCCACCCAUGCUGAAACGAAGCCGAGAAGAAUUUGACGGCAAAGAAGGUCAGUUAAUUAAACUACAUUCUGAAAUUCCUCCUGACAUGCCUCGCUUUGUCCAACGCAUAAAUAUACCGCCUUGAGAGGUCUCCAAGGGUUAGUUAGUUCUUUUACGAUUCUCUCGUAGUCUAUAAAGAUAUGGUAAUGAUAUGAGUACUGGCAUUUGUAAAGGGAGUUCUGGUGUUUGAAAAGGUAGUUCUGGCAUUUGUACCAAGUUCUGCCAUUUGUUCUGGCGUUUGAAAACGGAGUUCUGGCGUUUGAAAAGGUAGUUCUGGCGUUUGAAAACCAAUUUCUGCCAUUUGAAAAGGGCGUUCUGGCAUAUGUAAAGGGAGUCCUGGCGUUUGAAAAGGUAGUUCUGGAAUUUGAAAACCAAGUUCUGGCAUUUGUAAAGGGAGUUCUGGCGUUUGAAAAGGGAGUUCUAGCAUUUGAAGACCUUGUUCUGCCAUUUGAAAAGGGAGUUCUGGCAUUUGUAACCCAGAACUCCCUUUUCAAAUGGCAGAACUUGGUAUUUGUAAAGGGAGUUCUUGCGUGUCAUUAGAUUGUAACAUGAUUGUGAACUGUCAUUUUUCUAGAAGAGAUGUUUCCACCUCACGCUUGGCUCGAGACAGUUUGUGGCGUGAGACCCGUCCUAAUACUUGGUUAUCCUAACACACCACCACAUUUCAUCAGCUCUUACAAAGAAAUUAUCGUAUCCGAUAUGUUGCUGGAUUGCUUCCAGUUCUUGAAGAGACCUGCGUCAGCAAGUAAGGAAUCAGCGUUUCAUUACUGAAGCGACCUUUUUUGUCAACAUGGACGCCAUCCGAAAAUUGGUAGAACCAAUACACAAUUCCAGUUAUCGACUAAUUUUUUAUCGAGACAAGAAAGACGAAAUAUAUCAUUAUAGCUCAAAAGAGCAUCCUAAAAUUAGUAAAAUUGCAAAGUUUGGUUGCGAAAUGUUGUAAAAUACGGAAAAUAUAACCCUGUGAAAUUAGCAACUUUUCAGUAUUUUAGUAUUACGCGCGUUAAAAAUAACCACUUUCGGCUCAAAAAUGGUUAUUUUUACCGCGAUAUUUUGCAUCAUAGCGCUCGUGUAAGGAAGCAAAAGACUUUAAAAAUCUUAUAUUUUGUCAUUUGUGUUAAAGAUUACUACAAAGUGACACAAACAAAGUUUUUAAUCCCCCGGCAAUCUGACGUUCCUGUUAACAAAAAUGUCGCUCCCUAUUGUCGACUUUAUGUCUGUUUUCAAAGCGGGAUUCCCAAGUUUUCUGAGAAUAUUCACGAAUGAAUGAUUGAACAUUUGGAUAGUUUGAUUAGCCUGCGAACAGGCUCUCAAGCUGAAUUGAGAGCCUGCAUCGAUGACUAAUGAAUUUGAAUAUCUGCCCCGUAACGUUCGUUUUUCCAAAUAUGGAAUGUCUAUCCUUAUAUGGUGUUGUUUACAACUUUCGUGCAAACUAAAUUUAGACCGUGCAAACUAAAUUUAGACCGUGCAAACUAAAUUUAGACCGUACAGUGUAUACUAUUUUUCGAAAUAUAAGAUAUUCAAGCAAAAGUUUAAAUGUUUUAAAUACUGUUUUCUCAAAACAGAACAUUUUGUGCUUUGAGAUAAGAUGGCCAAGACCAAUUUGAUCAGCUAAUGUGUUUUUUUAUGCAUAGUGCUUCAGCAGUUGACAUACAUAGAGCUCAGCGGAAACAUAUAAAUUAUAGCAUCUGACCAAUGAGAAUUUCGCGUCACGAUUUGAGACGCAGAUAUUCAAAUUCAUUAGUCAUCGAUGCAGGCUCUCAAUUCAGCUUGAGAGCCUGUUCGCAGGCUAUAGUUUGAUAUGCGUCUUUUACAGUAAUUCAUUCAGUCUCUGUCAUACCACAGAUUAAGAACAGAUGUGUAACUUCAGUAAAAAAGUUUAGUACGUCAUUGCUUUCAAAAAUGCUUUCAACACCUUUUCAACAACUUUAAUUGCUUUCAACAACUUUAAACAUUCUACAUUGAUUGUUUAGUCCAAAAAUGUCGAUCCAAAAAGGCCGCAGUAAAGUGCAAAAGUUCGUGUUUUUCAGCAAGUGUCAUGGCGUGAGCAUGACGUGUACAUCUAGGGAAAUUUGAGGACGCGAAGUCCUAUUAAGUUACACAUUUGAUCAUACUUAAUCUGUGGCUACAUGUUAUAAGAUUUUGCUGCAACUUUAUCCCGUCCUUUCAUACGAAUUUUCGAAUCUUCUCUACUCCAGGUCGUGGCCAAUCCAGACCAUUUCAAUCGCCGCCUCACUCAAGCCAUCAAUCACGUGGUACGUUCAAUCAUCCGGCAGAUGUCAGGCCUUCAAGCUCACCGUCCAGCGGUUUCACCCUACCACAACUCUCAGCGAAUGUCGUCAUCAUCUUGAUUGCGCAAUACCUCUCGACGCUCCCCGAGAAUGCGACGAUAUGCAAAGACGAGAUUCAUCAACUCAUUCAGAACAGCAAGGAACUGUUUUGGCAAACACAUCAAGAAAAUUCUACCAUCCAGCCUUUCUUUCUUACCAUAGGUAAACAAUCCUCGCUUGUACUGAAAUACCAUACUAUACAAUACCAAAAAAUACCAUACCAUAAAGGACCAUACAACAAAAUACCUUACCUUACCACAGCAUAGCUGAUAGCAUAGCAUAGCAUAGCGUAGUAUAGCCUAUUAUACCAUACCAUACCAUACCAUAACACACCAUACCAUACCAUACUACACCAUAUCAUACCAUACCAUACACCAUAUCAUACCAUACAGUACCAUACAAUACCAUACUACACCAUAUACCAUACCAUACCAUACACCAUAUCAUACCAUACCAUACAAUACCACACAAUACCAUUCCAUACCACACCAUACAAUACCACACCAUUCAAUGCCAUACCAUACCAUACUACACCAUUCCAUACCAUACCAUACCAUACUACACCAUUCCAUACCAUACUACACCAUUCCAUACAAUACCAUACUACACCAUUCCACACCAUACCAUACUACACCAUUCCACACCAUACCAUACCACACCAUUCAAUGCCAUACCAUACCAUACCAUACCAUACUACACCAUUCCAUACCAUACCAUACCAUACCAUACCAUACCAUACUACACCAUUCCAUGCCAUACCAUACUACACCAUUCCAUACAAUACCAUACUACACCAUUCCACACCAUACCAUACUACACCAUUCCAUACCAUACCAUACCAUGCCAUACUAUACCAUACCAUACCAUACCAUACCAUACCAUACCAUACCAUACCAUACAAUACACCAUAUCAUACCACACCAUACAAUACCACACCAUUCAAUGCCAUACCAUACCAUACCAUACUACACCAUUCCAUACCAUACCAUUCCAUACUACACCAUACCAUACCAUACCAUACCAUACUACACCAACCAUACUACACCAUACCACACCACAUCAUACCACACCAUACUACACCAUUCCAUACCAUACCAUACCAUACCAUACCAUACCAUGCCAUACCAUACCAUACCAUACCAUGCCAUACCAUUCCAUACCAUACCAUACCAUACAUGGUCGUGCAUAAACGACAGAGUUGUUUAAGUAUGUUAAUAAUUUUUAAUAAUAAUGGGUUAUACCAAAAUAGGAGCUUCUAUUAAUUUUUCUUCAACAGAUUCAACAAAUUUGGUUCAUUUCACAAGCGUGGCUACCUUGCCAUCCAAAGGCUCCGUCAAGCUCGUCUCAUCUGUAUUAUCUUUGAAUGACGCAAUCAGCAAGGGCUUGGGUUUCCUGUACCAAAUAUCAAAACACAAUCAACACAGGGAGACCAAGCUACAAGUACCACAUUAUUUACUACUCGUCUCCAGUCCUCCUGCUCAAAGCCCUGAGUUUUGCAUUCUUGUCACCGGUAAGUGUAGUACAGAAACAGUGCUUGGAACACGAGGGUCGAGUAUAGGUAGUAUUCUAUAAUAGACUGUCGUGGUUUGUGUAUGAACUACCUGGAAUUGUAUUUUAUUGUAUUCUAUUGUAUUUUCAGGUGUGAAUCAAUCAAAAUUUAUCCAAGAAAGACUGCUCAAUGAACACUCCAGUUUACUAACGUCAGUUCAGUUAGAGGAGUUUGUCAGUUCUCUGAACAGAGCGUAUCUGAUGGUGAACGCGGCCAUUGACAAUCUCAUGAAACAAGUUGAACAAUCCAUGGUCAAAACGAAACUCGUCUUUUUACCUUUUAACGGAAGCUCGAUCCUUAAAGCGAGUGAGAAAGAGGCCGCGUGCAUGGUGCCAAAGAUGAGCCUGAGGACUAGUUUCAAGGCUCCAGAACAUGACCUCCACGCGCCACAAGUUGCGUCUGCGCAUCAUUUGCUGUCGUGUGUGUUGACGUCAAAAGACGGAGCGCCAUCAUAUGAUUUACGCCAUUUCUCCUCAGUCGAGUUCACUGUUGUUAUUCCACCAUCACAGUCCUACUUUUAUCAAAUCUUACAUCAAGUAGAGAGGUCAAAUGUUCUCCUUGAACUCGGACUCAGUCCUCCGACGCAAUCAAAAGACACUGGCUUCUCUACGGAGCAUGUCAUCCAGUAAGUUCGCCCUCUGUAACGCCUGUAUUCUAAAAGCUCACUCACACUCAAUGAGUGGAGGUUCAAUCUGAGCUUCCCUUGAGUGUCAAUGCUGUUUUUGAAUAGCUAGAGGGUGAGUAGUCACAUGGUAAGGUACGACACUAACCCUCCAGCUAUUCAAAAACAGCACUGACACUCAAGGGAAGCUCAGAUUGAACCUCCACUCUUUGAGUGGAAUGAGCUUUUAGAAUACAGGCGUUAGUCGCAAAGGUCAUAUCUCGUGAUUUUUUCUUGCACCAUUGCCAUUAGAGAUAUCGCCAUAACCUGUCGCCAUUCAGUUAGGUUCCCUUUCCUUCAAGCCUCAUCCCUCCCAUUGAGAAACUGAAAAGUUUUCCUGGACAAAUUUUAUUUGCUCGUGUGUGCGGCGAAAAAAUUGACAACUUUUCCUUGUGAAGGAGUCUUGUUCCAAAACUAGUCGUGCCAGCUUUUGGAGAAGGAAAAUUUGUUCGUGUGUAUGACCGCCAAGGAAAACUUGACAAGUGUACAAGGAAUACUUCUAUGGUUUCGGCAAACAAAAAAACUUCGCAAGGAAAACUUACUUGACUGUACACACGAGAAAGUAAACUUGUGAAGGGAAACUUGUUGACUGUACACACGAGAAAGUAAACUUGUCAAGGAAAACUUGUUGACUGUACACACGAGAAAGUAAAGUUGUCAAGGGAAACUUGUUGACUGUACGCGGCUUACUAAGAAAGUACUAAUAGUAAAAAUUUCAAUUUAUUUCAGGAACGACGGUUCGGAGGAAACGAAGCAACGAAUGAAAGAUUUCCUUACGAAUGCGAAAUCUUGUCAAGAUGUUCUGUUUGUGUUGGUCUGUGACGAAGCUCACAGGUAUUUCACGCCGGAAGUCGCCACAAGUUUGCCAUCUUUUCAAGAAUUGUCUCGCUUGCCAAACACGCUCAUUAUACUGGUCACACCUGUUCCUUACAUGUUUGAAACCUGUCAGUCAAGAAUUCGACCGGAUAAUGAAGUAUUCUGGAGUGAUCCAGGACAUUUUGUAGGUAUGUACAAUAGCUGCAAAAUAGCUGCUUAUAUUUUAUAUAUUACCAGGCUAAUAAACAAUUUUUCAACAUAAAACUCACAGUCUUGAAGUAUUCUAUAAGGCGGCAGUGACUACCUCGGUUGAAAUGAACUUCCAAAGAAAAAAGAAUGACAAUCAUUUUCGAAUCUGUCUAUUGCACAUACCAAAAUUCACGUUUAACUAUAUUUUCGUCUCAUAGGUCCAGUUUCUAUGUCAGAUCAGAAACUACUAAAGAACGAGGGUAAUCUGGUACACUUUGGGAUGCCAGAGUACAUUGAGACCUUAAGUUGGACGCAUCAAAUACCUUUGAUCCGUGAAGACGAUGAAUUCGAGUUUAUGGUACUACGUGCAAAUGUCCUCACUACAGUGCCCUCAAAUAUUGUCCGUUGUUACGUAUUGGUACACCAUUACACUACGGCCAUCAUGUGGUCGGCUGGGAUGCGGUCUAUUGAACCUCACUGUACCUUCAAGACACUGCAGGUCGUCAGGGAUAUUAUUGAAUGUCCUUUAUUGAGUACGGUUGGUCGAGGAUCUAUGUUGGUAUUGCGCAUUCCAAAUCAUGUUCUCGCUGCGUGGGCAUACGGGAAACUGAAGGAUACACGGGACAGGUGAGGAUUAUUUUGUUACCAAGGUUCCAAAGGGUAGCGCUAAAGUUAAGCCUCGGUCAAACGAUGACGGGAGUUGAUGAGAGUUCUCCCUCGCGUUUUUGUUUUGACCAUUUGUUGGUUUGCAAAUAAUGGCAAACAUUUAGCAUAAUGUGUUCGCUCUAUAAAUACGAACAUCUCUUUAAUUUGCGAAUUUGUGAAUAUAACCUACCUAUCGUCUGCUUCAUAGGGUUGGUUUUCAAUAUCGUUUUACAAUCAUUCUUGAUGAUGGCGAGUCUGAUUUAGAAAUUGAGGAACAUUUUCUUCACAGACUACGAGCAUGGAGGAACACGAAAGGUAUGGAUAUAAAUAUUUGGAUAACAUUUCUUUAUAAAAUUAUCCAAAUAUUUUUCAAACUAAACCUGAAUACGCGUUAAACGGAGACGUGUCAAACUACAAACCGCGGUUUACGGUUGGAGGUUUAACAUCAUGGAAAAAUCUAAAUGUCUCUAUUUUAUACAUUUAUAGAAUCUGCAAUCUUACUCACGUACAAUUAUCUUAUUUAGGCGCGGACAAUACGACAAAUGCCGACUGGCAUCCGACAUGUUACGAAGAUUUACUUGAUCUGCCAUGCAUUGUUGUGGUCAGCGGUAAGGAGAGAAAUGGCGACACUUACCCCAGGUAAAUGAUAUGGAGGAAAUUGAAAUUUUGAAAAGAUGUCAAAUCUAAGUUUUAAUUUUCAACUGGCUUUACAAGGCACCAUGCCUGUACAUUCUAUUUUUGUGAGGUUUUGUGGUGGUAUGGGGGUCUAGGGACAUCAGUAAAUGGUUAGACUUUCGCAUCUUCUCGGAUAAGGACGUUAAAAUCGUAGGUACCUCGGAUCCCCUAUCAAUUGGCAAUAGUCUGUUGGGAAAUCCGCUCACCAAUGAAUGAGAAACUCAAUAAACUCAAACAGCGUCUGCAAGCAACUCGUUUUUUUCUCUUUAGAUCUUUGAAGUACUGCGACUUUCGACUGUUGGAUGAACACUGUUCGUUUAGGUCAAGUUUGGAACUCGAAUUUAAUGCCGUCUCGCGUUACAUCAAUAGUGGCUUGGGCACUAGUUCCCAGGCCAAUGCGAGAAGUUCCGCUGACGGUAGUGAUCAUGAACGCGAUGUUUCCGACGCUGAAGGAGAUAGCAGAAACCAGUUUUGUUCCAGUUAUCCAUUACCGGUUUUACUGGUUUCCCGGGCAGCAUACAGGUAAAGAAAUGCGAAGAUCUAUCUGCGCCUUUCCCCCCAGUUGUUGUGACAAGUCUGGAACAAUUUGUUAUCACCUUGUCACAAGGUUGAUGAAAGUAACAAACUUGCUACAAGUUGUUCCGACACAACUAAUACAGGCUGUUCGUAACAAGUUGCUACGAGCUUGUUCUCAUCAACUUGUUACCAACUUGUUACGUGCAGAGGAUAUCAGACUUGUUGGAACAACUUGUUGCGAGUCUGUUGGCCUCAUCAACCUUGUUACAAGAUGAUAACAAAAUGAUAAAAAUUAUAAAAAUAGAUGAUAACAAGAUGAUAAAAAUCUCACAGCUUGUCAACAAAAUGUGUUUGUACUGCUUGUUGCCAGUUGUUGACGAGCUGUGAGAUUUUUACUGUACAGUACAAAAGGAAGUUGCGACUUAAAUCCGAUUCUUUCAGAGACUGCUUUCAUUUAUUUAAUCCAGGGUGGCCAGCGAAAACAUGUUUAAUUAAGCAUUCAAUUUUGUUACUUUAGCACACUUAAAAAAGAUUUCUUUGGAUGUCCCAAGAAUCUCAGUCUUGGUCCAGAUCCAGCCACUGCUUGGAACAGCGAUCAAAGACCAGCGUUGGUCAGUGGUCUUCCCUCGGAGCAAUCCAAAUAUUAUCGCCGCUGGACAAAACCUAGAGGUAAUCGUGACGAAUAAUAAUAAUACGUUUUUUUUUAAAUAUUUUAUUUUAUUAUACGAAAAAAAUAACUGUGUCGUUAAAAUAUUACUUUGUUCGUGUUAUAGAAAAUUUCUCUCGCAUGGGAAAAGACAAAACUUUUCUUGAUACAAGUCCAAUGAAAUUUUACCCUGCGUGCUUUUUGUUCAGCGGGCCUCCUCAGGUGAGCAUUGUGAUUGCGUUGUUAACUACUGUGUCUUGCCACGCCUUAUCGUAGUUAGAGUCAGGUGGCGUAGUCAACUGCAGUGAUCAAGAUAUAGAGAAUAAUAUGAACUCUUUCAUUAUAUGUAGUUUAUAGUUGCCUUGCAUUUAAUGGCCAUGCAUUGCAAUAAAUUUCCCUUCUCAACAGUUUUGAAGUUGACCAGCAUGCAGUGCCUCUUAACGCUUACUGAAAACCAGGGCUCGUUAACUUUUUGUGUGCCUGCGACCGCGAGAAUUAUUUGAAAAUGUGCCUUAUAAAAUUUAUUUUUUAACUUCUGGUUUCAAACGUUUAACAAAACGUGCCUGCAAGUAGUGUUUUUAAAAUGUGCCUGCGACCGUUGGUCCCAGCGGUCAUUCGUACACCCCGUGUUUAUACACAAUAAUCGCGAGGCUAUCGCGCUGUUUCCACAAAGCUGAUAGAUUUGUGUUGUACAAUAACAGGUGGGGAAGAUGUCCGCGGUUCUUCAUUUCAUCCAAUUGUUACACAACACGCUUCAGAAGUUGCAGCGUGUGGAUGUCUACGACGAAGUCCCAGACUCUCUAGCCGCGUCAGGAGAGAUACACGCCUCAGAGAUGGAUCAGCCGAGCUACAAAAUCUUGUCGAAAAUUCCCUUUGCCUCAACUCUGGUUGGAGCGAAGUUUUGCUCUGUCAGUGUUAUCCAUCAAAACACCGGGAACGCAAAGAAGAAAAUUGGGUCGAAAUUGACCAAUGGUGACGCCAGCAGAAGUGACGUCACCAAUGGCGUCAGCAAGAGUGACGUCACCAAUGAAGUAUGUGACGUCAUGGCUAAAGAUUCGCCCACGUCAUCAGUGAUGAUGUCAUCAUUUGCAGCAUAUGAUUCUUAUCAUCAUUGUGACGAUUGCAAGAAUUACCGCGAGGGCUUGGGUCCGAGUUUGUUUACGAAACACGUGCUCACGUUGGGAACUGGUGAGCAACUGACGUUCAUAAUCCCGAGCACGCGACGAGAGUGGUUCGUUUUUAACGAGCAGAAUGAACUGCAGACGUUGAAACUUCCGAUCGUUACUCGGAAGUCGAAUUCAGAGGGAUGGAAAAUUGUAAGUCGGCAUUCUGAGCGUGCGCUGAAGUCUCCCAUCUUUAUGCCUUCAAUCCGCCGGCCUGAACAAGGUAGGACCUCGUUUUGAUGUUAAAAUAUGUUAUUUCAUAGAAUUAAUUAACCCAGUGAGCGGUAGCGCUCUCUCUUUGACGAGUAAAAUCGUCUGAGUAAAAUGCUAAAGUGGGGUGCACCAGGGCGCAUUACACCUCAAUGGGUCAAAUUAAACUAACUUUAUUUCCAAUGGAUAGUUCUAUCAGUUGUGAACCUCUAACCAAAACUGCCUUUUAACAGGUCUGCUCAAUCUUUACCAUGCGAUGGAAGGACACGAGGGGGUUCACGUGACAUUUGUGAAGAACAAUGAAAUGACGUCAUAUCAGAAGGCCUGGCCAAAUCACGUGAUUGUUUCCUUGCCACCGAGCUGCAACUAUGAAGGACUGGGGAUGAUUAAAGAUAUUAUUAAGGUUGGUUAAAAUUAAGGUAUUUAAUUGUCUUGUGCAUAAAACACGACGUAUAGUUAUUUGGCAAAGCUCUCGAAUUUCGAUAAUCAGCCCUUUAGGAAUUUUACUUGACACCCAGUCAUGAUCAAGCGAUCAGAUUUUUAUUGCUUUGAAAAUCCCAUUAUUCUCCAAGCCAUCCAGUCAUGAUUUAGGAUCGCAAUAUUUCAUUGUCUUUUCAUUUGUUUUGAAAAUCCCACUGUUCUCCAUGCCAGCCAGUCACUCUUGGUGUCUUAUAAGCACGCUCAUAUAUGCUUGUUUUAGCGUGCUUAUGAGAAUCCCCUAUUUUGGUGUCUCAUAAGCACGCUCAUAUAUAUGCUUGUUUUAGCGUGCUUAUGAGAAUCCCGUAUUUUAGUGUCUCAUAAGCACGCUCAGAUAUGCUUGUUUUAGCGUGCUUAUGAGAAUCCCCUAUUUUGGUGUCUAAUGAGCACGUUCAUAUAUGUUUUAACUGCAUCUAUUAGCAUUUAUACAAAGGGAUUUUUGAAUAAAUCUUCCUACCGUUCGCUUUUUAAAAUUAUCUUUUACUUUUGUUUGUCCCUGUAGGAAUUUGCGACUCAGAAUUUGUUGGCAGAGCGUCAAAGACAGCAAUGUGACUCAAGUAAUAUAGUAUGGCCUUACAUUCACAUCAUGGACGACUCUUGUGUCAUGUGGCAAAACUUGAGCGUUGAUAACUCAAACAAGUAUGUUACAUCUUAUUCUACUUUUUCCACAUAUUCUGCUUUGGCUUACAAUGUUAGAAUUUCUUCAGAAAAUAUAUUCAUAUGAACUACAGUCUACAAUCGAACCGACACCUCUCUAAUACGAACACCUCUCUAAUACAGACAUCUCCCUAAUACGAACACCUCUCUAAUACAGACAUCUCUCUAAUACAGACAUCUCUCUAAUACAGACACCUCCCUAAUACAGACACCUCUCUAAUACAGACACCACUCUAAUACAGGCACCUCUCUAAUACAGACACCUUUCUAAUACAGACACUUCUCUAAUACAGACACCUUGCCCUAUCUAAUACACCGUGCAUAUUAGUAUUUUUUACUGCGUAUAACAAUGUUUUUGUGAUUUCUUACCGUUUCAGUUUCGACGAAGACGACCGUGGUAAGCCAGGAGACUGGUCACUACUUCGUACGACACAAGUCGUCGAAUCAUCUCCAAGUAUGACGUCAUUUUCUUUGAUCGGGUUCAACCAGUGGGGGACUGGAAAUGACACGAAGUAUAAACUGAACUCGUACUCAGCCUGCCACGUUCACUCGUCGUUAUUUUUAAACAUUGGUACGACACACCAUGUGACAUAUAACAGACGGUUAUUCUCCUGGGAGCAGGUGGACUUUAAUUUAAAACUAAACGCCCACGGUGGUAUAGUACUGCGGUAUAACCACAUGAACGUACUGACCAAGUGCAUUCCCGUCGGGGGUGGCCGCCAUUAUGACGUCACUCCUCAUAUUGAUGACAUCAUUUCCGUUCCUGAUCGUGACCCAGGUCACGUGAUUCCAAUCCCGGCCCAUUACCUUCUAGAGGAAUAUUUAAGAUUGAAAUCGGCUCAGAAGGUUUUCCCAGCAGCCAAUCAGAACGCGGCAAAUCCUGUUCUCCUAUUGGACUGUUUCAUUAACUUGGGUCGAGGCCUUACUGUUGAGUACCGUAGUACGUCUUGCCCGGACCGCGAGGAGCCUGGAUGCAGCCAAUAUGGCGGGCUUUUGUUGUACUUAUGUAACGGAUGUCACGUGACCAAGGAACUGCUGCGCGGUUUUCAGUUUUGUCCUGGGGCGAAAAUCUGCGUGAUCAGCUCAGAUCGCAGUACAUUGAGGGAUAACGUGGUUAAACUAGACCUUGAGGAGCAUUGGCGGUUUAGAUUAAGAGAUGAGUUUAAGACGGCGGGGAGUUUGGGGGACGGUGCGUUGUAUUUCUUGACUGGCACAUACGAUGGUUGA
Molecule: messenger RNA, 13987 nt
Organism: Paramuricea clavata
Lineage: Eukaryota; Metazoa; Cnidaria; Anthozoa; Malacalcyonacea; Plexauridae
Source: the annotation of a GenBank genome assembly